GAAAGAGAGAGAGAGAGACAUUCAUGAAUCUUUUUUUUUUGUACAGAAACAAGAACAAGUUUCAGAAUCUGGUCUGACUCUUUGUUAACCUUUCCCCAUUUAAGUUUCAUCGUAUUCGUACGUAUUUAAAUCUUCCAUUUCGUUGCCAGUGUUGGAAUCUCCGCUCUCGCUUGAUUAUUAUUAUCAAAGGGAUCUAGCUAGUAAUGUUCGAUCGACGUUUGUUAUCUCGUUCAAAGAAGCUGUGAUCUGAUAAUGAUGAUGAUGAUCCUAAAGCAGAUCUCCGGCUGAUCAUCCUCUGUUUUUGUUUUACAUUGAGCAACACCCAGAAGAAAUAAGAGUUGGAGUUUUGUUCAUAAAGAAUGGCGUUCAAUGCGGCUAUGGCGUCUACAUCUCCAGCGGCAGCGAAUGACGUUUUGAAAGAGCAUAUCGGCCUCCGUAGAUCUUUAUCGGGUCAAGAUCUCGUCGUGAAAGGUGGUGGAAUACGGCGAUCGAGUUCGGACAAUCAUUUGUGUUGUCGCUCCGGUAAUAAGAACCGAAUUCUUGCUGUGUCUGUACGUCCUUCUGGUCCAGGGAUGAAAACUAGUCGAUCUGUUGGAGUGUUCUCGUUUCAGAUAUCGAGUGCCAUAAUCCCGAAUCCGAUUAAGACGUUGCUAUUUGAAACGGACACGAGUCAAGACGAGAAUGAGAGUGAUGAGAUUGAGCUUGAGGCUGAGCCUAAUAUAGAUGGAGUCAAGAAGGCGAAUUGGGUCGAGAGGCUGCUUGAGAUAAGACGACAGUGGAAGAAGGAGCAAAGAUCCGAGAGUGGUGGAAAUGGUGAAGUUGCAGAGGAAAGUGUCGAUGUUAUGUGUGGUUGUAAAGACGAAGACGCCGGUUGCGUUGCAGAUUACGGAUCUGAAAACGGUGAUUGGGAACGUGAAUCGUUCUCUAGAUUGCUUGUAAAGGUUUCUUGGUCUGAGGCUAAAAAGCUUUCUCAGUUGGUGUAUCUGUGUAACUUGGCUUACACGAUACCAGAGAUCAAGGGAGAGGAUUUGAGGAGAAACUAUGGGUUGAAGUUUGUGACAUCUUCCUUGGAAAAGAAAGCCAAAGCAGCUAUACUUAGAGAGAAACUCGAGCAGGAUUCGACACGUGUCCCUGUUAUUACAUCUUUAGAAUCAGAAUCCAAGAAGCAACCUCAACGAUCGUCUUCAUCUUCUGCUUCUGCUUACAAUAUCGCUGCUUCAGCUGCGUCUUACAUUCACUCAUGCAAAGACUAUGAUUUUUCAGAACCGAACAAUCUGGUUUAUAAAUCAGCUGCUGCGGCUCAGGCUGCAGCGUCUACAAUGACCGCGGUGGUUGCUGCCGGUGAGGAGGAGAAGCUAGAAGCGGCAAGGGAAUUGCAGUCGCUACAGUCAUCUCCUUGUGAGUGGUUUGUUUGUGACGAUCCAAACACAUACACUAGGUGCUUUGUGAUUCAGGGAUCUGAUUCUUUAGCUUCUUGGAAAGCAAACCUCUUCUUCGAGCCAACUAAGUUUGAGGAUACAGAUGUAUUAGUCCACAGAGGAAUCUAUGAGGCAGCGAAAGGAAUAUACGAACAGUUCUUACCCGAAAUAACAGAGCAUUUGUCUCUACACGGAGAGAGAGCUAAGUUUCAGUUUACAGGUCAUUCUCUUGGAGGCAGUCUCUCAUUAAUAGUGAAUCUGAUGCUUAUCUCUAGAGGACUUGUUAGCUCCGAAGCUAUGAAACCGGUUGUCACGUUCGGUUCACCAUUUGUGUUUUGUGGUGGGGAGAAGAUUCUAGCGGAGCUUGGUCUUGACGAGAGUCAUGUUCACUGUGUGAUGAUGCAUAGAGAUAUUGUCCCACGAGCCUUCUCGUGUAAUUAUCCUGACCAUGUUGCUCUUGUUCUCAAGCGUUUGAAUGGGUCAUUCCGUACACAUCCUUGUCUGAACAAAAAUAAACUGUUGUAUUCCCCGAUGGGGAAAGUAUUUAUUCUACAGCCGAGUGAGAGCGUGUCGCCGACGCACCCUUGGCUACCACCGGGAAAUGCUCUCUACGUUAUAGAAAAGAGCAACGAAGGUUAUUCGCCUACGGCAAUACGUGCGUUUCUGAACCGUCCUCACCCGCUGGAAACACUGAGCCAACGGGCAGCUUAUGGUUCGGAAGGAUCAGUCUUGAGGGACCACGACUCCAAAAACUACGUCAAGGCCGUGAACGGAGUUCUCCGACAGCACUCGAAGCUCAUAGUUAGAAGAGCCAGGAUACAGAGGAGGAGUGUUUGGCCGGUGCUUACGUCAGCAGGACGUGGAUUGGACAGGAGCUUGACGACUACUGAGGAGAUCAUGACACGUGUCUAAUGAGGGAAAAAAGUAAAUAAAUCUACGGUUGUAUAUAAAGCGGAAUCUAACUUCCGAUUAUGCGUUUGUUUACAUUUAAUUGUGUUAAGCCAAAACGAGUUAAUAAAAAAUGUUGUAAAGACGUAAACUAAUUUUUUUUUUGUCGAUAGGUUAAACAAAAUAUAUAAAACGGGAGCUAUAAGUUUUCACGAA
Molecule: messenger RNA, 2522 nt
Organism: Capsella rubella
Lineage: Eukaryota; Viridiplantae; Streptophyta; Magnoliopsida; Brassicales; Brassicaceae
Exons: 5
Coding region: 360-2330 (656 amino acids)
Biological process (GO): lipid metabolic process
Molecular function (GO): glycerophospholipid phospholipase A1 activity
Source: RefSeq, a predicted model, not a curated record